Messenger RNA from Brienomyrus brachyistius, 4376 nucleotides. Its product is annotated as cdc42 effector protein 2-like. NCBI's taxonomy places the organism in Eukaryota, Metazoa, Chordata, Actinopteri, Osteoglossiformes, Mormyridae. The record is from RefSeq and is a predicted model, not a curated record. The coding region runs from base 1105 to 1839 and encodes 244 amino acids. The transcript is spliced from 3 exons.
CCGCUAUACGUCGCUGCUGGAAUUUCCAGCAUCAAGGAAGCGUUUUCGGGUGCUGCGAGAAAGUAGGAAAAUGCGGUGUGGAGUGUAAGGAUCCGGAAUGGGAAAGCAAAUCCAAUAGUAUGUAAAGUGCAAACUUGUGCUUAUCAAUAUUGCCUACACAUUUGCACCCCAACUAAAAAAAGCUCUGGUAUCUUAUAAAAGGAACAGCAUGAUAAUUAUCGCUAUUUUAAGUCUGAGUACGUCAUUCAGUUUUCGUUUAAUCUAAAGCAGCAUUUCUGAAAUGCAAGAGGGGCUGAUGUAAAUAAAAGGAAACCCGAAGGAAAAAGAAACAUAUAUUAAACAUAUUGUGAAAAAUAUAAAUACCCCUUGAUGCCUCAUCCAGAUGUAGACGAAAGAAUUCCACAGUCAGAUGCCGCAGUUUAUAUGCUGCCUUAGUAUGCGCUGCAUACUUUAAAACCACGAAGGAGAGAGGAGUUUGAGUCAGGUAUCCAAUUCAACUGUAUCAUCAUUUGUUCAGUGUGCUAUGGUGUCAAAUUGAAAGAAACGUUUUUAUAACGCUCGCGUCAGCGUAUGGAGUGCCUCAUACAACAUAUGGAGUCAAACCUCGACUUUCAACUCAGGAAUACUACUGUAGGAGUACAAAGGGCCCAGGGAGCGAAGGAACCUGUGAUGAAGAAUUAGUCGUGUUGCAAUGAAGUUCCCCUGGUAUGAAGGGAGGGAAGGCUAACCAUGUCAUGCAGCCUUGUCAUUAAUUCUCCACAGAAGACCAAGCAGUUUGCUCACAACACCAUUCUACUGUCUGCAGAAGUUACCUUCUACAGCUCUAUGGCUGUCUGAACUUAAAUUCUCCUUACUGGAUGCCUGAGUUCUACUGAAAGUUUGACGCUUUCCCGCUGCAGCCUUAUCGUUGUUCCUUGUACUGUAUGGCAGGCGCAAUGGUACAGCCUGCCCUUUGAAUUCAAGCCUCCAUCUGUCCUCAUCCUUCUGUGGACUUUAACCAAGAGGCAAAAACGGGCCCAGGCUGAAUCGAGGUGCCCUGGUGUUGCUUAGAUACGCCCGCCCGCCGAGGACGCUGCCCCCUUCUGGCCCGGGCAGAUUCCGAACAUGUCCGCCAAGGCGCCUAUCUACCUGAAGCGUAGCAGCCGCAAAGGGAAGAAGGAGAGGCUGAGGGACAUCCUGUCCUCGGACAUGAUCAGCCCCCCGCUGGGGGAUUUCCGCCACACCAUCCACAUCGGCAGCGGUGGUGGUGAGACCGACUUGUUCGGCGACCUGUCCUUCCUGCAGGGCAAGUUCCACCUACUGCCCGGACAGAGCCAGCCUGGGAGUGACUGCAGUGAGCCCUUUCAGUUCACACGCACCGCCAGCGUGUGCAGCCACCCGCCUCCCUCUGAGAACUCGCCCCUGCUCAAGAACGCCAUCUCCCUGCCCGUCAUUGGUGGGGUGCAGGCUCUCACGCUGCCCGCCUCAGCCCCUGCUCCCCCCCAUGAGCAGCCCCAAACAUCCUCCCAGGCACCGCCUCCAAAACCUCCCAGGCUACAUCUAGAUGACAAAGCUCCACUGCCUACUCAGGAUCCCUCGCUGCCCUCUGCCUCGUCCACUAUAGCAGCCCCCCUUGCUUCACCCACCUCCUGGGCUUCAGUAAACCAAGACAACGACCUCCAAGACCUCGACAAUCCCUUAGAACAGCCCUACUUAUCUCACACCAGCUCCCUGCUCUCCCUUCAUCUAGACCUGGGGCCCUCCAUCCUGGAUGACGUGCUCCAGAUCAUGGAUAAGCACAGGGCGAACAGCCUGAGUAGUUCCUGCGUGCAGGGAGGACUGCAGGAGCUCUUCACUUGAGGACCAGCAUUUCUGUUGUAAAUUCUGAAGUAGCUUUGAGAAACUUUUUUUUUUUUUUUUUAAGUAUAUGACUGGAGGUGACCGAACAGACCAUGGUUUAUAAAACCCUCAUUUGCAAAAUAAUGGCUAUGACCACACUCCAGACCCCUCAUGCAUGUUACGAGGACCAGGGAGAACCAACAAUGCAUCUUAGACUAUGCCACGUUAUAGACUUUAUCUGAUGUUCCUCAAUUGUUAAGCUCUUGCUCCUGUUGCUCAUAUUCAAAGAAAACGCCAGUUCUGCUGGGAAGCGGUCCAGUGAAUUUCCACUGUGGGUUUAAGGAAACAGGGGUCCCAGCUCUCUGCCACCGCAGCUGAAAUCCUUCCUCAUAAACUAGAGGUUCUGGGCAAAGGAGGAACACAGUGGAACAGAACGUGACUUCCCUGCCCUUUGAAAUACUACUCUGCGUUGUCUUAGAAUUGCAAAGAUAAACCUUCUGUUUUGCUUUCUGCAAAAAUUGUGCAAUAUGUCAUAAGGCACUAAGAAGUUUGGCCCGAGAAAGCAGCCUGUGCUUUCAAGCCUUGUCCAAAUAUUUGCUACCACUUGUGGACACUGGACAAUGAGAGAAAUGGGCUCUGGCUCUGUUAAGGUACUCGGUCCUGCCAUACUUUACCUCGCUCUUUGCCAUCAGAAAAUUCCAACACUGAGAACUGAGAGUCAUGUGACCUGGAAUGAUCUGAUGGUGUUGAUUGGAAUGGCUUAACAAGGCCCAUGCGAGACGCAUGUCUUUAUACUGCAGUAAACACGGUCACAGGGUACAGUACUUAGGCGUGUUGGUGUGGGUCUGUAUUACUCUGCUGUGUUUCUACUGUAUAUUAAAAUGAAAUGAAGUUCUCAGCGAAGCCAUUCCUCAGUGACUGGCACUUCGUGCGGGCAGAGUCUGUUAUGUGCUUAAGUGGGUUUCCUCAAGUAUCCUGCACCAAUCCAAAAACACAUGGUUUGGCUGAAUUGCACAUAUUGUGUGUGUGUUUGUUUGUGUGUGAGUGUACUCCCUGUGAUGGACUGAAAUUCCAUCCAAGGAAAGGACGGACAGCCAGCCUUGUGCCCUGUACUUCCUGGGACAGUCCAAGUAUGACCCUGAAAUGGAUUAUAUUAGAUUAUAAUAGAAAUGACAAAAAAACGUUAUAUGUAAGAAACUGUAAUUAAGAAACAUGAUUCCCGUAGACAGUUUAUGCAUCAUGCACAUUGCAAGUAAGUGCUGAACUUUGCUGAAAAUCACCAUGCAAAAAUAAUGUUGCCUGUAUUUUACUCUGGAAAGUAUUUAGCGUAUUAACUAGAAGAGCGUGGUAAUGAAAUAGCUUUACUGUGUACAACAGAGAAACAACACAGAGAAACAGUGUAAUAUUUUCAAUGGGAAUGAACGAUGUGUCUACCAUUGAAUUCUUGUGUUUAAUGUUCUCGAGAAUUUCACGUAAAAUCGAAGAGCAAGUCUAGAGAACUGGGACAGAACUGUCUUGCGUUUCUUCACAAUGUGAUAUUUUGAGAAUUUUGUGAAUGUGAAAGAGAGCGAUUAGAAUUCCUUUGUUCCAAGGCUUCAUGAUAUAAAACAAUAUUCCACUGCAUUAUUAAUUAUAGGGCACCAGUAUAACCAGUGCAGCUACUGGACUAACAUGUCCCUUCACUCAGUCAUCCACGUGGAUGUAUAACAGUCGUAGCAGGAAAGAGUCAUGAAUGUCUUUGAUGAAUGUCCGACUGUAAGAAGCUGAGUCUUCCUAUUUGUCAUUACCACUAUGAAUGCUACUGUAAAGCUUUGCGACAGUGUGGAUGUAAAUGUAAAAUGCUGGUUGAUAUAUAUUGUAAUUCCAUUGAUGUACGUCACAUGACCAAGAUUGCUUGCCUGCGUUUCAUUACUUACGUACUUAAAUGUGGUCCUAAGCAUUAGGAUUCCAAUAAUCUGACAUUUGAAGUGGUAGAUAGAAGGGAACACACCUAAAUGUGACUUAGGCUAGCAAGGAGGAUGGUAGCACUUUGCAGAUAAUUAACUUCCUCCGAGAGCUGACCACACAGGUCCCUUACCUUGCCUAUGCUAAAAACACAGAAGGCUGAUUGUCGAGCUAUACGUCCUGUUCAUCAUGUGAUGGAUCAACGCUGGAAACAUAGCAGGUUCACUCUUAUAAAGCUAGAACAUUAAUACAGCUAAAACAAAAGUGGGUCCAGCUCCACAUAAACAGUCUUUGUUUCAUUUUUAGUUCUUCGUUUUUGAGAAGUUGGGUUUUCAGAAGCCUAAAGCAAGUGAAAGCUUUGCAUUUCGUAUAAGCUCAGUUUUGUUCAGUUUUGCAAAGCCUUGCUACUGGAAUAAUGUCAUAGAAUGUAGUGACCUUUGCUGACUUGUGGGACUGAAGAGCAGUUUUAACACAGUUUAAUGCAUAAAGUCGGCCAUUUUGUUCCUCAGCAGUAGGCUGUUUUCUAACAAGCUGCAAACUUGGUCAAAACAAUGUGUUGAGCCUUACCUAUAAAUGGUGAUUGUAAUAAACACUUUCCUUUGUCCAUUAAAAAA